CUCUAAAAUCAGGAACCAGCAGGACACACACACACUCACACAUACCCAAAAAUAAAGAAGUAACAAACAGAAAGCUCUAUUGUUUUGCCACGGUCGCUAUUAGGCUAACACUUGCAUUGUAUCUGUACUUGGCUUCUUUUUUAUGGGCCCUGGGAGCUGCGUGGCCCCAGUGGUAAGGUGUGUGUGCGCGGAGUCUUUAGUUUCAUUUACUAAGAGGAAAUUUAGAGUUGUGCAAUGGCUUGGGGGCUGUUUUGAAAGCAAUUGAGAAAGCGCAUCGAGCUAGAGUGCGUGAAGCGGAGAAGACUCCAUGUUGUCUUCAUACAGAAUGGAGGGGUACAUCAUCCCGCCUAAAAAAAGCUGGACUGGCUGGAUGUCACAGGCACCGUCUGAAUUUAAAGAUUACUGGGCACUUGUAAAUAAAGAUCCAACGGAAGAUAUGAUCUAUGAACCUGACAUCUACCGACAACAGAUGGAAUAUCAAUACAUCAUCGAUGAAAGCCAGAGUGAUCAUACUUGGGAGUACAAUGCACACCAUGUCCACCCUGGGGACUUUGAGAAUUUGACAGAGAGCCACUUCACGGAGCUCCAGAGUGUGCAGCAGGUUCAUCCUCCCAGUGCGCAUCGCUUUCCUGAUGUAGAGCCUAACCAUUUUCUGGAGUCCGGUCUGACUGGACACCAUCUGGCACUGCCUCCUCCACAGAUGGCUUGUUUGCCCCGGCCGUCUGCGUAUUACCCUCAUAGUGUGCAGCCCUCACCUCUCCUGCGCAGCUCGGACGAUGAUGACCCCGGCAGUCGCAGUCCCCCCCUGGAGGUGUCUGAUGAGGAGUGUAUGAGGGACCACAUCAGCUCUACCACCGGGGUAGAACAUGGAAACAAGAAGAAGAUUCGUCUGUAUCAGUUCCUGCUGGACCUUCUGCGAAAUGGGGACAUGAAGGACAGCAUCUGGUGGGUGGACAAAGAAAAGGGAACUUUCCAGUUCUCCUCCAAACACAAAGAGAUUCUGGCCCACCGCUGGGGAGUGCAGAAAGGUAACCGCAAGAAGAUGACCUACCAGAAAAUGGCCAGGGCACUGAGAAACUACGGCAAGACUGGAGAGGUCAAAAAAGUCAAGAAGAAGCUCACAUACCAGUUCAGUGGUGAUGUGCUGGGAAAGAGCCACCUGGACAGAAAGGUGUACAUGUAAAGAGGCAGAAAGAUGGACAGAGGGACAGACAGAUAGACAGGAAGAAAAAAGAAAGAGAUAGACAGGGGAGACUUGGCAGUCUGUUGAAAAGAGAGCUCUACUCAUUGGACUUGGAGCAUUAGACUCUUCGCUUGCCCUUUAUGUUCCUUUUAAUAUUAUUCACCUUUGCAUUAAUUCAAUGAACUUUCUCCAUGAACUUCCAGCCCAGAGCUCACACUCCCAUUUCAGCUGCAUGUCCAAUUAAAAACUUUCUAUUCUCUAAACAGAAGAGAAGUGUAAAAAAUAUAAACAGUAAGAUCUGAUACAUUAAAAAGAUCUAAUUUGAGUGAGUUUAAAAAUUAAACCAAGCAGCUCUUGUGUAGAAGCUGUUGUUAACGUCUUCACUGAUCAUUAAGGGGGGUGUGUGGGGGUGGUGGAUCACAAAAAUACAAAAGCAGAAGUGAAAACAAAUGACACAGGCUCACGCUGUACGGAAAAUACGGCUGUCUCGUCUGGCCAACACACAUGCGGUGUGACUCUGUUUUUACCAUAAAGGGUGCUUUUUUUGACAAACCCUUGUUCAAGGGCUGUAAGAUUUAUAUUCAUUUUGUAUAUGAAUAAAUCUUUUUAAAAUAGUAAAAGAAGUAAAAUAAGAAUGGUUGCAAAAUCUUUACAGUUGUUUGGAGGGAACUGGUUUCAUAAUGUCCAUUAUUCAUCAGUGAGUCCACAGAGGAGUAUACAGAUUCUUGUUUUGUGAUAAAGCUUGAAAAUGUAUUUUAAAUUUACUAAGAGAUACCUUAAUGGUCAUUCAGUCUAGCACUAUGUACUGGCUCUGUGCUUAUAAGUUAUAUAAUAUAUAUAACCUUUAUAUAAUUUUUAUAAGAACACUGAGCUUUACAGUCUCUCAUCUUGAUCAUGGGAGUAUAAAGACAAAAAUCUGAUAUUUAAAAUAUGUUUAAUUCAUCUAUGGAUCUCAGCCAUCAAACUAAGAACUACUCAUGUUCAUUCGUAGUACAGCACUAUAGCUCAUGCGUGUUUGACUCACCAGCACCCCCUGUCAAUACAAUAAGUCCUAUUCAUAAAUAAUCAUAUUCACAUGUAAUGAUCUGUGAUGGUUUUGGUAAACUUAAAACCGACCAAACUUUUUCACUAAAGGACAUACAUGAAACAUUGAGUGUAUAGUAUUUAUUGGACAAUAUUAAAUAUGGUGCCUUGCAUAUAACAAAUGCAAACACAUGUAUGUAUGUAUGUGUGCGUGUGUGUGUAUAUAUAAUAUAUAUAUACACACACACACACACAAACACACACAGUGGGGUUCAAAAGUCUGAGACCAUUUUUAAAAUCUACGAUUUUCUUUUUUAUUUUAAACUGGAAAUAAACAAUAUGUUUUAGAAUUCUGACAAAAAAUGAAAAAAGAAAGGAAAUGUUUAACAUCUUAAAUAUUCAGGAUUUCAAGAUUCUGCACUAUGUCAAUGUGUAAAUUAAAUUAUACAAAUUUGUGAUUUUACCAUGUUGCAAAAUAGAAGCCAAAUGCACCAAAUGUAAAAUAGAAGCAUUUUCACUAAUGGUCUCAGACUUUUGGACCCCAUGAUAUAAUUUUUUAUUUGUUCUUGAAUUACCAAGAAAUGCAUUAGACUUCCUUACAAUAAAUGAUUAUGCUAUGACAACUUACCAAUUAGCACGGCAUUAAAAUUUCAAAUAAUAAAACUAAUUGUACGUAGAA
Pangasianodon hypophthalmus (striped catfish) is the source of this 2885-nucleotide messenger RNA. It is a transcript of the gene spi1b, whose product is annotated as Spi-1 proto-oncogene b. NCBI's taxonomy places the organism in Eukaryota, Metazoa, Chordata, Actinopteri, Siluriformes, Pangasiidae. The transcript has 6 exons. Gene Ontology annotation, molecular function: DNA-binding transcription factor activity, RNA polymerase II-specific; sequence-specific DNA binding. The record is from RefSeq and is a predicted model, not a curated record. Gene Ontology annotation, cellular component: nucleus. Gene Ontology annotation, biological process: regulation of transcription by RNA polymerase II; cell differentiation. Bases 308 to 1183 code for a protein of 291 amino acids.